Messenger RNA from Racocetra persica, 2237 nucleotides. The record is from the annotation of a GenBank genome assembly. Lineage: Eukaryota; Fungi; Glomeromycota; Glomeromycetes; Diversisporales; Gigasporaceae.
AUGACUACGAAUUCUGGUCUUCAAUCUAUAUCAGAUCUGACAGCCUCGACUCGUUUAACUACGGGUGAUAUUCCUCCUCCACUUGUAGGUUCUUCAACAAUUGUCAUUGGUACUAACUUAUAUUUAUUCGCUGGCCGGCUUGUAUCUUCACGGCGAAUGACCAAUGAACUCUACGUGCUCGAUCUGAUCACUUUUGUGUGGACAAAAAUACCUGAUACUGAAAAUCAAGCUCCAAAGCCAAGAUAUUUUCAUUCUGCUAAUCAAUUCAAAAAUUCUAUUGUCAUUUUUGGUGGAAUGGGUUAUUCAUUAGCUUCUGAUGAUAAUUUAUGUGUGUUGGACGACGUGUCUAUUUUCGAUUUAGAAACCUAUUCAUGGAUACACCCUAGUAUCACUCCAUCUGAAUUUACCCCUCGUCCACGAUAUGCUCAUUUGGCUGCUGUGACUGCAAAUAAGUUGGUGAUAGUGGGUGGUCAAGACAUGUCUAAUUAUUAUAUUGAGGAAACUAAUGUGUUGGAUUUAGAUAAAAUGGUAUGGGCUUUUUCACAACCAUUUGAAAAACAUUGUGGUGCAUAUCGGUCUGUAGCUGUGAGUAGCACAAACAGAACGAAUCUGCCUCUCUUUGGCGAUAACAAUAGUGACAUGGUUUCGCUUACUUCUCUCGAAGAUACCUCAACUACUUCCUCUGAAUCUGUUCAACCAUCAUUACCCCUUCGAAAAUCAAAUUCAACUCAAUCAUUACCUACAACUCAGACUAAUGUUAUACGUAAACCACCUUCAGUAGGCGCAUUUGGUCGUCAGGGCUCUUUAAGAAGGUCUCCUUCUGGUCAAAAUCUUAUUCGCUCACAUUCUAUAAAACGAAUUCAAUCACAAUCUUCCGGAAAUUCUUUCUAUCACCUUUCAUUUACUAUCGAAGUUACAGAUGAUAAUCCAAACCCAAUAUAUUUAUAUUCAAAUUAUAAUUUUACUGAUGUUAAACGUGAACUUCAAGUCAUCUCUCCACCAAUGUCGGAAAAUUAUAAAACAGUUGAUUAUUCUUCAAAUAUGUCUGGUGCUUUUUUACCUCCUGGUCUUCGGUUCCCAACUGGUGCAAUUCUUGGUCAUCAUUUAAUCAUAUCGGGAACUUAUCUCACAAACUCUAAUCAAACUUUUAGUAUAUGGGCUUUAAAUUUAGUAAAUUUAUUUUGGAUUCGUAUAGAUACAGGUUCUUGCUUUUCUCAAGGUUCUUGGAACCGUGGUGUUCUUUGUGAGAAAACAAACAAAUAUAUUGUGCUUGGAAAUCGUGAUAGAUCUCUUGUAGAUGAUUAUAAUCAUCGUCAAACUAAUUUCGAUCAUGUAACUGUUGUGGAUUUAGAAGCCUUUGGCGUCUACCAACCACCACAUACUACAAUGUCACCGUCAGCCCAAGAGUUGGGGUUAGCGAUGAUGAACAAUGCUAACACGGCUGAUUUUGACAUUGUAACUCAGGAUGGUCAACGAAUACCUGUUAAUUCUCAAUUUUUAUCAAAAAGGUGGCCUCAUUUCAAAGCAUUGGUUGAUCAACAAGCUGAAAGAGUUCCAAAAUUGAAAUAUGAAGAAGAGACACGGCGGAAUUCUGAUGAUGAAUUUAUAUUGAUGUAUAAAAAUAGAGCUCUUAAAUUCCCUGAAUCUCAUAUUGUCACUUUGGCAUUUUUACAGUAUUUAUACACAGAUCAUCUUCUUACUAUUCAACAAUAUCAACCUCAUGUUUUAGCUCAACUUUUACUUCUAGCAGAUAUGUAUGAUAUUGAUCGUCUUCGGCAAUUGGCUUCUCAUGCUUUACACCAAUCUUUAGACACAACAACCGCCGCUUUGAUUUAUGAAACGGCUGCCCUAUCUCGUCGGACUGGUUUACAAAUACGCGCUUUAAAGGUUAUGAUAGCAGCUAAAAAAAUGAAUCAACAACAGAAAAAUAAAGAACAAUCCCAUGGUGUCCAAUACAAUAGUUCAAUGAUGUCAAGACGGACAUCCAUAACAGAACAAGACUUAGCUUUAUCUGCAAAUUGGAAAAUGCCUAGUCCUGCAAACUCUCAACUUCCAGCUGCGAUUCCGACUGAAAUGAGAGUAUCAUACUACGAUCCAUAUUCAUCAUCUGUAAAUUUACCUCCUCAGCCAGGAUUAGUUCACACCACUCGUUCACGAUCAUCUUCUUCAGCCUCUAUGUAUAAUCGUGGUUAUAUGCCGACUAUCCCUUACACAGUUUCGCAAACAAAUAUUUUUGA